Molecule: messenger RNA, 1212 nt
Organism: Anolis carolinensis (green anole)
Lineage: Eukaryota; Metazoa; Chordata; Lepidosauria; Squamata; Anolidae
Product: synaptonemal complex central element protein 1
Exons: 13
Coding region: 166-1002 (278 amino acids)
Biological process (GO): synaptonemal complex assembly
Cellular component (GO): synaptonemal complex
Source: RefSeq, a predicted model, not a curated record
GACAGGGACUCACCCCUCUCCCCGGAUUCGAACCGCUGAUUCGAACCAUCAGUCCUGCCGGCACGAGGGUUAACUCAUUGCGCCACUGGGGGCUCCUCUGAAGAAUGCUGAGAAGCGACAGUUGGAAAAAGGCGGGAAGACAGCAAAGAGGGUGUGGGAUCAGGAAUGGCCGGGGCAGAAGGAGGAAUUCGUAGAAAAACUAUGGAGGGAAAUGAUCCCGAUCCCUGGGACUUCUCAUCAAAAAUGGAGGAGAUACUGUCACUUGUGAAACAAAUGCAGAAUGUCAAGAAUUUGGAACCAAGAAUUGAAGACCUAGUAAAAAAGAUCAAUAAAUUGCAGCAAGCCAAGAAGAUAUUAAGUGAGGAGCUAUCCGAGGCAAAUGAGCAUAGCAAGUCAUUGCAGAGGGAACUGGAAAAAUUAAAUGCUGAAAAGUCAUCCCUUGAGGAAAUAUGGAAUGAGAAGAAAGAGACCCGAAAAGUCAUGCAAUUUCACUGUGAAGAGACAGAGAUCAAAAGGCAGUGGCAACAGAAAUUGAACCUAGAGUGUAAGCAGCGGAUUGAGGCAGUCACAGCCAAGAUCCAGGCAGAGAAACGGAAGCAAAGCAAACAGAGAAUGGAAUUUGAGCAGCUUCUUGAGGAGUUAAUGGAGAAGCACAAGAGGCUUUGGGAACUUUAUUCUAGGGAUCAACCAGUGGCUGACAUGAAAGACAGUAAGGAACGUUUGCUGAAGGAAGAGAAAAUGCUCCAGGAGAAACUGGCCAGUAUUCAAGACGAACUGGAUUUGCUGACCCAGACUACCUUACGUGAGGAGAGGAACUUCUUGAAGAGCAAGGAGGCUGUAGCUGCCCUAGAGCUCUUUGAAGAAGAAAACAAGAAAGCAAUAGAUUAUCUAGAACUGGCAUCUAAAUGCAACUCGACUUUACAGCAGAAAUGCAGCAGAUUAAAAGCAGAACUGGAGGACAUGCAGAUGGAAAUGGAGAAUGUCAGCAUUGAGGAGAAUUAACAUGAUUCAUGUGAGCCGGAGAAGCCUUGCUUUGAAGAAAAUUCCUCAUCCCAAUGGAACACUUCAUUUCAACCCUAACAAAGCAUCUGUAAAAAAAAUCCGGUUCAUUCUCCAGUUAAUAGUAAUUUAAUAUAUUCAUUCAUAUCUUAGCAUUUGUUGUGUCAAAGACUUUACCAUAAUACUCUAUUAAAAUGAACUACUGAUCCAAGA